Messenger RNA from Penicillium angulare, 1344 nucleotides. RefSeq names its product cytochrome P450. The record is from RefSeq and is a predicted model, not a curated record. Bases 1 to 1344 code for a protein of 447 amino acids. The transcript has 4 exons. Gene Ontology annotation, molecular function: iron ion binding; monooxygenase activity; heme binding. NCBI's taxonomy places the organism in Eukaryota, Fungi, Ascomycota, Eurotiomycetes, Eurotiales, Aspergillaceae.
AUGAUAUCGCUCGUCUACGAGAAAUCGGAUUCCGGACCGUCAUCAAGCAAAGGCUUUCGUCUAGUCACAGACAAUGGAACGCAAUUCUUCCUCGCCCCGAAAUACCUCAAUGAAAUCCGCAGUAACCAAAGUCUACGUUUUGAGCCUGUUGUCAAGAAGCUCCGAGUCCGUCUGACGUUGAUUACAGGAAAUAUUGUCGAUCCUAUGAUUCAAAUUGCGGAUUCCGUGGUUCGGAAUACUUUCACGGAUAAUAAAGGUAUGGAAAAUCAUACCAACUUUGACUUCAAGUUCAAUUACUCAAUUACAUCUACUCUAGCUAACAAAUACAAAACAGUUUGGCAUGAAAUCUCGCUCACAGAUCCAAUCCUCAACAUCGUCGCCUGUCUAUCAUCACAAGUCUUCGUAGGCAAAGAGCUCUCCCAAAACCCAGAAUGGAUCGAAAAUAUCCUCCAAUAUACAGUCGAUGCCUCCGAUGCCUCUGAAGCUCUCCAUCUUGUUCCGAAGAAUCUAAGACCCUUCGCCGCGCACUUUUCGCCAGCAGUAAGACGACUCCGUAAGCGUGUCGUGAAAACAAGAACUCUUUUUCAUUCUGUAUUGGAUAAGACGCGCAUUCAGGGCGAGAAAUCAGUUCAAGAGAAUCUUGGUAUUAUGAGCUGGUUUGAAGAAUGCUCGAAGGGUCGCACGUAUGAUCCUGCCGCGACACAUUUGAAUCUUGCUUUUGUUUCUAUCUCUAGUACCUCUGAUAUGAUAACUCAGUUGAUAUAUGAUCUUUGUGGGCGGGAGGAACUAGUUACGGAACUUCGGGAUGAGAUUAUUUCUGUACUUGGUGAAGAGGGAUGGAGUAAGAAGGGGUUGUAUAAGUUGCAGCUGCUUGAUAGUGUGAUGAAAGAGAGUCAGAGGUUGAAACCUGGUAUUGUUGGGCUCCAGCGGUAUGCAGAGAAGGAUACUGUCCUGUCGGAGGGAACGUUCAUUCCAAAAGGGUCCUUUCUCAUUGUAUCGUGUCAUCAUAUGUUUACUCAAAACUUUGGGACCUAUGAUAAUGCUGGAGAAUUCGAUGGCCAUCGAUUCUAUAAUAUUCGACAGUCUGGUGCGCAGGAGCAGUGGACACAAUUUGCUGCUGCGAGUGAGAAGCAUGUCGGAUUUGGAUAUGGACAACAUGCAUGUCCGGGUCGUUUCUUUGCCACGAACCAGAUCAAAAUUAUCAUGUGUCAUUUCCUACUUAACUAUGACUUCAAUUUUGUGGAUGGAUUACCAAGAAAGCCGUGUCCUAGGGGAAUAGGUCUCCAAGCUAAUCCAUCUGCCAUGAUUUCUAUUAGAAGGCGUCAGAGCAAGGUGGACCUGUGA